AUGUCGAAUUCCAGUUUUACAAUGCCAUCAGUGGAAUAUUUAAGCUACAAAGGAGUCCCAUUCCCCCACGUGGCUGUUACGGAGGAAUCUCUUGAUCAAAUGGAAAAUGAAUUCCGGUUUCUGAAUGAUGAUGUAGCUAUUGUCACUUACCCCAAAUCAGGUACCAUUUGGAUGUCAGAAAUCUUGGGCUUGAUCAGGCAGAAAGGGGACCCUGCAUGGACACACAGUUUACCCAUGUGGGACCGGAGUCCUUGGAUUGAGACCAGCCUAGGCUUGAAGAUAGCCUUGAGAAGUCCUCCACCCAGGGUAUUAUGUAGUCACGUCCAGUUUCAGCUUUUCCCAAAGUCCUUCCUGCAAUCCAAUGCCAAGAUUAUCUACACCUUGCGUAAUCCCAAGGAUGUGUUGAUCUCCUUCUACUAUUUUUCCAUGCUCUCGAGAUUAUUUAAGGAUCCUGGAACCCUUGAAGAGUUCAUGGAAGAGUUCCUGAGUGGGAAUGUGGCCUAUGGUUCCUGGUUUGAUCAUGUGAAGGGUUGGAUGGCGCUGAAAGGAAGGCCCAACUUUUUCUACAUCACCUAUGAAGAGCUGUGGCAGGACCUUCGAGGCAGCGUGGAGAAGAUCUGCCACUUCCUUGGGAAAGAGCUCAAUAGCCAGCAAAUUGAUUCCGUGGUGGAAUAUGCCUCUUUCCGGAAGAUGAAGGAGAACAAGAUGUCAAAUUUCUCCCUGAUACCGGAUCAUUUGAUGGACCACAAGAGAGGGACAUUUAUGAGGAAAGGAAUCUGCGGGGACUGGAAGAACCACCUAACAGUGCCACAGAACAAAUACUUUGACCGGGUUUAUCAGGAGAAAAUGUGGGGCAUGAAUACUACUUUCCCGUGGGACUGA
Messenger RNA from Gekko japonicus, 882 nucleotides. RefSeq names its product sulfotransferase family cytosolic 2B member 1-like. The coding region runs from base 1 to 882 and encodes 293 amino acids. NCBI's taxonomy places the organism in Eukaryota, Metazoa, Chordata, Lepidosauria, Squamata, Gekkonidae. The transcript has 7 exons. Gene Ontology annotation, cellular component: cytoplasm. Gene Ontology annotation, molecular function: sulfotransferase activity. Gene Ontology annotation, biological process: sulfation. The record is from RefSeq and is a predicted model, not a curated record.